Messenger RNA from Calypte anna (Anna's hummingbird), 2345 nucleotides. RefSeq names its product acetylserotonin O-methyltransferase like (gene ASMTL). Gene Ontology annotation, molecular function: nucleoside triphosphate diphosphatase activity; O-methyltransferase activity. The transcript has 13 exons. The record is from RefSeq and is a predicted model, not a curated record. NCBI's taxonomy places the organism in Eukaryota, Metazoa, Chordata, Aves, Apodiformes, Trochilidae. The coding region runs from base 83 to 1981 and encodes 632 amino acids.
GUCCGCCAUCGCUCCUUUCUGGCUUCACCGCCCUGCGAUUUAGAGUGGGCGGGAGUGCGUGUCUCUCCCUGCGGCCGCCGCCAUGGUGUUGAGCCCGGUGCUGGGGAAGCUGGCCAGCAAGAGAGUGGUGCUGGCCAGCGCCUCGCCGCGCCGCCGGGAGAUCCUCACCAACGUGGGCCUGCGGUUUGAGGUGGUUCCAUCCUGGUUUAAGGAAACACUUGAAAAAUCAUCUUUUGCAACCCCUUAUGAGUAUGCUGUGGAAACAGCAAAGCAGAAAGCUCUUGAAGUGGCAAACAGAAUGCAUAUGAAACACCUGAGAACACCUGAUGUUGUCAUAGGAGCAGACACCAUUGUGAGUGUGGAUGAGCAGAUCCUGGAAAAACCAGUUGAUAAGCAAGAUGCGUAUAGGAUGCUGUCAAGGUUGAAUGGGAAAGAGCACAGUGUGUUCACAGGAGUGGCUAUCAUACAUUGCAGAAGUCAAGAUAAUCAGCUGCAGACAGAAAUCACUGAUUUCUAUGAAGAAACCAAAGUAAAAUUCUCUGACCUGUCAGAAGAGCUCUUAUGGGAAUACAUUCACAGUGGGGAGCCAAUGGACAAGGCUGGUGGAUAUGGAAUCCAGGCCCUCGGUGGAAUGCUAGUGGAGUAUGUCCAUGGAGACUUCUUGAAUGUGGUGGGAUUUCCUCUGAAUCACUUCUGCAAAAAGCUAGCAGAAUUGUACUAUCCACCCCCUAAACAUAAUGUACAGCAUAAAAAGUAUGACUCUGUCCCUUCUGUUGACACUUUUGAAAACCAAAGUGAAGGAGAAAUUGAAUCUUCAAAUUUUGCAGAACACACAGGUGCUCGGAAGUCGGACAGCAGUGGGAUGUGUUCCUCAGCUACUCACAAUUCCAAAAGCAGUUCUAGUGUCAGAACUGGUUUUAAAGUACCUUUGGGAAAUCAGAAUGGAGUGUCAGAAAGUGCUGCAAAACUUCCAUCUAAAAUUCUAGAGCUGAUGGAUGGGUUUAGAGCUUCAAAGGCUCUGUUUGUAGCUUCUAAGCUGAAGAUGUUUGAUCUUCUGAAAGAUAAAGGUCCACUGAAAGCUGUGGAUAUUGCAAAUCAGGUUGGGACCUCUGUGUGUGGAACAGAAAGACUCCUUGAUGCAUGUGCUGCACUUGGAUUACUGGAGAAGACAUCACAAGGUUACAGUAACACAGAUUCUGCAAAUACCUACCUGACAUCAGAGGGUGAAUGCUCACUUCACAGCUUCAUUAUUCACUCUGAUGACCACCUUUGGCCCCUUUUCACAAACUUGGAGUCUGCUGUCAAGGAAGGCAGCAGGCAGAACCAUCUAGCCUUUGGAAAGAAAGCAGAAGAUUUAUUUAAGGAUUAUUAUCACAGCCAGGAUGUGAAGCAGCGUUUCAUGGCUGCCAUGCACAGCAUUGCCCGCCUGACAGCAAGAGAUGUGGCUACAGCGUUUGAUCUUUCACAGUUUAAAUCUGCUUGUGACUUAGGAGGUUGUACUGGAGCUCUUGCUCAUGAAUUAAUACAAAUGUACCCAAAUCUCAAGGUCACAGUGUUUGACCUUCCAGAAGUCAUUGCAAACACCUCUUACUUUCAGCCUUCAGGACAACAUGCAACUCCAGUGACAUUUGUAUCAGGUGACUUCUUCAAGGAUAAUCUUCCUGAAGCAGAUCUUUACAUCCUUUCACGUGUUCUUCACGACUGGCCUGAUGAAAAGAUACAUGUGCUGUUAAGCAAGAUAUCAGCUGUUUGCAAACCAGGAAGUGCCUUGCUAGUGGCAGAAAUUGUUCUUGAUGAAAAGAAGACACACCCUCCCAGAGCUGUGCUCCAGUCCCUCAGUAUGACUGAAGGCAAGCAGAGAAGUGGCUCAGAAUAUAAAGAGCUCCUGGAGAAAUAUGGAUUCACAAAUGUACAAAUUAAGAUCACAGGAAACUUACUAGAUGCUGUUUUGUGCUUCAAGAAGAAUUUGUCACUGCCCUGAAACAAACUGGAAUGCUGAGAUUUUACAAGACUCGUGCAAUAAAUCCCCAAAGACAAGCACACGUUGUCCAUUUAGGAACAUUGGGACCUGUUUUCUGAAGCAUAGCUGUUACAGGCCUUGAAUAAAAGUUGAUUUGCCUCUGCAGCAGGAGUGAGUUCUACGCAUUUAAAAAGUGUCUGGGGCAGGCCAAAACUCCUGUGUGUUAAAUACCUUCAUGUCCAGUUCUUUUGGCUAGUUUGCAGACUGUAUUAGCUUAGACUUGACACAGCUGUAUCAUAUGACAAGUUAAAACUAAAAGCUUUUAUAAGCUACAUUAAUACUUUAUUUCUCUUGGGCCUUGCAAUUAAAGAGAAUUCUCCCUCUG